UCUGCUACUUACUCCCCUCUUCACUUGGCUUGUGGAGUUCAUCAGCGAGAGUAGUCUCGCUUUAUUUGUCUCAGUUAAUUUCUGAUCCGGAUCGCGAACAUGGAUUACAAGCUGCUGUUAUUUUUAACUAAUCUCGCUGCUUAUGCUGCGCUUGGCACAACAGCGUCAUGUACUGAGAAUGAUAUUCUAACCUGCUCCAAAGGAAUGACAGAUAUCGUAGGCGUUGUAGAUAUUAAUGCAGCAUGCAAAAUUGGUAAAGAAGCUGCGGAUUGUUUACUUGCGCUACAACCCUCAUGCGAUGAGGAUAUAAAGAGCAAAAUUGACAUGGGAUUGUCACAAGUAAACAGGUUACUCGGAGCUUGUAGUUUAACUGACUCAGACUGCACUGUCAUGAAAUGUAUUAGCUCAACCCUUACAAAUCCUCAGACACCUGCUAGCUUAGAAGAUGCUUGCAGGAUAGCAGGCCAAGCCUCCAAUUGUCUCGCAGAACAAAAAGUCAAAUGUGCUGGUGAUCAAAAUGCUACAGACAUGAUAGAAAGGCUUUUGCCUGGUCUCCAACAAAUGCUUGCUAAUUGCCCUUCUAGUGAUUCAGACUGCAAUGUCAUGAAGUGUAUGAACUCAAUCGUUGGCUUACCUCAGUCCCCACAAAACCAAGCAGAAGCUUGCAAGUUAGCAAAAGAAACUUCCAACUGUUUCACCGAACUAAAAGCUAAAUGUGCUGGUAAUCAACAAACUACAUCCCAAAUAGAAGCGGUUUCGCCUGGAAUCCUACAAAUGCUUGCUAAUUGCAAAGACAAUAAUGAGGAAGAUGAAGAAAAGAAAACAGGAACCCAGAGACCAGUUAACAAUAGACAGCAUAAAAAGAAAAACAAAACAGCUAAACGAGUUCUCACGCAAGUCCCAGUUGAAAACUCUCUAGGGUGCCGGGGAAACGUGGACCGCUGCAUGGCAGACUUUGAUCAUAAACUUUUUUUGAGUGUAAUCAAUCGCAAAGCUACUGAAGAAACAUGCAAAGGGGCGGCUGGCGUACGAGAGUGUGUACAUGAGGCUGAUCGCUUUUGCCAAACGUCAUCUGAUAGAGAGUUGUACAGCGAGAGAUACCUUAUGUUAACAUCAAUCAUAGAACUUUGCACAAGAGAAAAAGAAGAAUAUUUAACAACAGAUCUGUUAGAUUCGCCAUCUACAGCUUGUAAUGCGAAUGGCUUUUAUCUAUGCAAGAAAGGCUGGUCAAGAGUACGCAAUAUUCAUGACGAUGGCGAGAGGUGCAGAAUUCUCAAAGAUUCCAUUGAAUGUAGCAUACGAUUACGUAUGCUCUGUCCUGAUGUCAAAUAUAUACGUAGAGAAAUUCACGCCAUAUAUGAAACCCUCAACAUGACAAAGUUGUACCACACUUGCAUCGUUGGUACCACAAGAGAUCUCAUGCAGGUGCAGUUCUGCUUAGGAUACAUGGAGCGGUACCGAAGUAAUUUAGGACCAAUUAUAAACAAAGAAGACAUGUGCACCGAGUUACCAGUGGUCAAAGAGUGUGCGCGUGCGGUUGCAGCCAAUCAAAAUAAUUCGCAAGUUCAAGAGAUGUUCGGCUGGGUUACAGAACAGUUUAGACCAUUUGAAGAAGAGUGCAGAGUAGAUGAAGGAGAGAAAACAAAAAAUUCACUUAAAGGUAACAAAAUGGAUUCCAAAAAUUGUGCGAAAGUGAGGGAAUGCUUGGAAACCUUCACACUUUAUCGUCGAACUUUGACUGAAAACAAGAUUACCAGGGGAACAUGCAGAUCGUUUUCUGACCACAAGAAGUGUGUACAAAAUGCUGCUGGCGAAUGCAAAAACAAAAAACUUAUCAAAAAAGCAAAACAGGACAUACAAUCGGCUAAAAAGCAAUGCAAAGAAAUGAAAACAAAACAAAAAGAUGAUAGGAAGGGAAAAAAAGGAAAAGGAAAAAAACAAAAUAAAAAAAACAGUAACUGAAACAAAAAUCGUCUACAGAUGAGACAUCUAUCUUCAACCGUGAUUAUGACAUCGGCUACAAGCAAGCAGCGUUUCUUCCAGACUUUUCUCAACGGGG
Messenger RNA from Physella acuta, 2059 nucleotides. RefSeq lists its product as uncharacterized. Lineage: Eukaryota; Metazoa; Mollusca; Gastropoda; Physidae. The record is from RefSeq and is a predicted model, not a curated record.